AUGCAUCAACGCGCCCUCCUUUUCUCUGCCUUGAUGGCAGGUGUUAGAGCCCAGCAGGCCGGCACGCAGACAGCAGAAACCCACCCGUCUCUUACCUGGCAAGAGUGCACCUCUUCCGGUUGCACGGAUAAAUCGGGCUCUGUCGUCAUUGACGCCAAUUGGCGUUGGGUUCACGACGUUGAUAGCACCACCAACUGCUACACUGGCAACACUUGGGAUGCCACUCUUUGCCCCGACGAUGCCACCUGCGCUACUAACUGCGCCCUCGAUGGUGCGGACUAUGCGGGCACCUACGGUGCUACUACCUCCGGUGAUGCCCUGACUUUGAACUUUGUCACCGGCUCAAACGUCGGUUCCCGCCUGUAUCUCAUGGAGGACGAUAGCACCUACCAGAUCUUCAAGCUGCUGAACCAGGAGUUCACCUUUGACGUCGAUGUCUCCAACCUGCCCUGCGGCUUGAACGGAGCUCUAUACUUCGUCUCCAUGGAUGCCGAUGGCGGUAUGGCCAAAUACGACACCAACAAGGCCGGCGCCAAGUACGGUACUGGUUACUGUGACUCCCAGUGCCCUCGUGACCUGAAGUUCAUCAACGGUCAGGGCAAUGUCGAAGGAUGGACCCCGUCCGACAACGACGUGAACUCUGGUAUUGGUAACCACGGCUCUUGCUGUGCUGAGAUGGAUAUCUGGGAGGCCAACAGCAUCUCCACCGCUGUGACCCCCCACCCCUGUGAUACCGCUAGCCAGACUAUGUGCGAGACUGACGCCUGCGGUGGUACCUACUCCUCCGACCGUUACGGCGGUACCUGCGAUCCCGAUGGCUGCGACUUCAACCCUUACCGCAUGGGCAACGAGACCUUCUUCGGCCCUGGCAUGACCGUCGACACUAACUCCAAGAUGACCGUCGUCACCCAGUUCAUCACCAGCGACAACACCGCCACCGGUACCCUCUCGGAAAUCAAGCGUAUCUACGUGCAGAACGGCAAGGUUAUCGCUAACUCGGCCUCGGAUGUCAGCGGUGUCACUGGUAGCUCUAUCACCUCGGACUUCUGCACUGCCCAGAAGACUGCUUUCGGCGAUGAGGAUGUCUUCUCCCAGCACGGUGGUCUCUCUGGUAUGGGCGAUGCUCUGGCUGAUGGCAUGGUUCUGGUGAUGAGCUUGUGGGAUGACCACUACGCCAACAUGCUCUGGCUCGACAGCAACUACCCCACUGAUGCCACCGCCACCGACCCUGGUGUUGCUCGUGGUACUUGCAGCACUGAUUCUGGCGAGCCUUCCGAUGUCGAGUCUGCCUCUGCCUCUGCCAAUGUUGUCUUCUCCAACAUUAAGGUUGGCCCCAUUGGCUCUACCUACUCUGCUUAA
Penicillium cataractarum is the source of this 1359-nucleotide messenger RNA. RefSeq names its product glycoside hydrolase family 7 protein. The record is from RefSeq and is a predicted model, not a curated record. Gene Ontology annotation, molecular function: hydrolase activity, hydrolyzing O-glycosyl compounds. The transcript has 3 exons. Bases 1 to 1359 code for a protein of 452 amino acids. Lineage: Eukaryota; Fungi; Ascomycota; Eurotiomycetes; Eurotiales; Aspergillaceae. Gene Ontology annotation, biological process: carbohydrate metabolic process.